CACCGAUCACUUACAUCGCACACCACCGCUUCUCUCUCUCUCUCUCUCUCUCUCUCAAAUUAUCUCUCUCAUCUUCUUCGGUCCCUCACCGUCAAUGUUCCAGCAUAAAUAUUCACCCUCUUUGAACUCCAAACCUCUCCGGAUUUAACUCCUCUAAUACUAUUGGUUCUUAAACCCUUCUCUCUCUAAAUUUGAAUCUCCUCUCUCUAUAUCUAUCGAUCAAUACAUACAUAUAUUAUAUACUUGUAAGUGUCCUUCUACAUCAGGACUUCAAGUACACUAACACUGAAUCUUCUAGAACCUAGGGUUUAUCUUUCUCUUCGCCGAUUCUCGUCAAUGGCGUCGUCUUGGUAGAAAAUGGCGGCGAGUUCAAGAGGUUUAUCGACUCCUUUCAGUUUGAAACUGAGGAGAGUCGAUGUGACUCCUCUGCAUCACCAACGACUAGAGUUGAAGAAGAGGAAGAGGAGGUUUGGUGCAAUUAGGUGUUGUUCGGACUCACUGGCUCCGAUUCGGAGGACGACCGGGUCGGGGAAGAGUCCGGAUAAGGUCGAAGAAUGGCCGUUCGAUUCAAAGAAGAUCCCUCGGAGAGUUCGAAUCCAAGCUACGCCGGCAUUGCCCUUUGCUUCAUCUCAAUCCCGUUUUGUUUCCAAACAAGAGAAAUUCUAUCCCCGCUGUACACCAAGGAAUUCAGGGCCCCAGUCCCGCGAUACUCCACCUAAAAGAGACACUGGUAUUGCAAAUGAGAAGGAUUGGGGAAUUAGUCUGUUAAAUGAAAAUGUCGUUGAGUCUGGCACUAAUGAAGAUGGAAGUUCUUGGUAUCGAGAAAGUGGAGAGGACCUUGGGGAAAAUGGAUACAGAUGUAGAUGGACAAGAAUGGGCGGUCAAUGGCAUGAUGGCUCAUCAGAAUGGAAAGAAACGUGGUGGGAGAAAAGUGACUGGACCGGGUACAAAGAGCUAGGCGUGGAGAAAUCUGGAAGAAAUGCCGAAGGGGAUUCUUGGUGGGAAACAUGGCAAGAAGUUCUUCACCAAGAUGAAUGGAGUAACUUAGCGAGGAUAGAGAGAAGUGCACAGAAACAAGCAAAAUCAGGCACAGAAAAUGCUGGAUGGUAUGAAAAAUGGUGGGAGAAAUAUGAUGCUAAAGGCUGGACUGAGAAAGGGGCACAUAAGUAUGGCAGAUUGAAUGAACAGUCAUGGUGGGAGAAGUGGGGAGAGCAUUAUGAUGGAAGAGGAUCUGUUCUAAAAUGGACAGACAAAUGGGCUGAGACCGAACUUGGAACCAAGUGGGGAGACAAGUGGGAAGAGAAGUUUUUUGCUGGCAUAGGUUCACGUCAAGGGGAGACAUGGCAUGUUUCGCCCAGUGGUGAUCGUUGGUCAAGGACAUGGGGAGAAGAACACUUUGGAAACGGGUAUGCAACUAAUUUCUGUAAAGUGCAUAAAUACGGUAAGAGCACAACGGGUGAGAGCUGGGAUAUUGUCGUGGACGAGGAAACUUAUUAUGAGGCUGAUCCUCAUUACGGAUGGGCUGAUGUUGUGGGGGAUUCGAGUCAGUUGCUCUCCAUCAAACCUCCGGAGCGGCCACCUGGUUUCUAUCCAAAUCUUGAAUUUGGAUCUUCUCCACCACCUCCAGAUGACAUGCCUUCACAUCCACCACCAGCUCCGCCUCCACCUUCACAGUGAAAAGCUGAUCUCUAUGCUUCAUAUUUAAUUAUAGGUGGUUUGAAAUAUUAUUUAAAUCCAAUUGUAAUGGUUAAAGCUUUUGUAGCGGAAUGUUACGGACCAUUGUGCUUCAAUUUAUUCAUUCUUUUGAUUUUUUGACCUUCCAUUAAAUUUUGGACAAUGUUCAACAGCCUGUUAGGUUUAACUUUUGCUAUUUAGGUGCUGGUGAUUUCCAGUUGUAUGCAAA
Messenger RNA from Cornus florida, 1903 nucleotides. RefSeq names its product protein EARLY STARVATION 1, chloroplastic. The transcript has 11 exons. Gene Ontology annotation, molecular function: starch binding. Bases 358 to 1677 code for a protein of 439 amino acids. Gene Ontology annotation, biological process: starch metabolic process; regulation of starch metabolic process. Gene Ontology annotation, cellular component: chloroplast stroma; starch grain. The record is from RefSeq and is a predicted model, not a curated record. Lineage: Eukaryota; Viridiplantae; Streptophyta; Magnoliopsida; Cornales; Cornaceae.